This is a messenger RNA of Cetraspora pellucida, 396 nucleotides long. Lineage: Eukaryota; Fungi; Glomeromycota; Glomeromycetes; Diversisporales; Gigasporaceae. The record is from the annotation of a GenBank genome assembly.
AAUUCCACCAGAACUUUUUAUCAUGAUUAUCCUAAUAAUCCUUACAUAAAUGCCCAAUACAUUGCCGGAAAUAAACUCUUUCAAUCAAGAUAUAAAAUAAUAGAACUUGGAUAUUAUCCACAAAAUGUUAAAUAUACACAAAAAGGAAAAAACAUUCAAUAUCAAAUUCCUAAUGAAUAUAUUAUAAAAACUGAAGUUGCAAAUCAGACUAAAAUUAAUAGAGUAAAUUCUCGUCUUUUGGGAGUACAUGUUUUUGGUUUUGAUAUCGAAAUAUUACACCAAAUACGAAAUGAAAAAUCUAAUAAAUUACUUUUAUCAAGAACCAUGAAUAAUAUAAUUAAUAAACGAAAAAAACUACUUAAUGAAAUACAAUCAUCAUCACAACAAAAAAAAUGA